AUAACUACAUGUCCACAAAGCGAGAGAAGAGCAAUGAGCUUUUAAUGAACUGACACCAAAUUGCACAACAAAACAUUCAAGGGAUGACUGGCACGUUGGCAACGAUCUGCAGAGCAAGACUCCUGUCUUCUUUCAUCCUCAUCUCAUACAUGGCAAUGGCUUCUUCAAUGACUCUUGAUUUAACUGAACUGAGAAAUAAAGUGUCAAAGAUCAAAGUGAAUCCAAGAGGGAAUCUGUGGGCAACAGGACAUUUCAUGGGAAAGAAAAGUGUUGUGGAUAGCUCCUUGAUGGAGUCUUCCUUUGAAGAUGUAAAGGUUCCCACUGAAGAUGAAAGCCCUCUGUAUGGAGCAGAGGACCAACAGGCGUUGCUGAUCCAGAUGUUAAAAACUGCCCAAGUUCCUCAACAAAAACAAGCACUGGACAUAAAUGGAAGAGAUGCUGCCUGAGUUUUCCUAUCACUGGCACAAAGGAAAACCCUUCUGAUGAAGAGAAGAUAUUAUUUUCCUCUGGGAAAAUGAAAAAUAAUAUCAAAAUGUCUGCGUUUUAAUGUGAUCAAUUUCGGGGUCCAGUUAUUCAAACUAUAUUUAU
Messenger RNA from Cheilinus undulatus (humphead wrasse), 588 nucleotides. RefSeq names its product neuromedin Ba (gene nmba). Lineage: Eukaryota; Metazoa; Chordata; Actinopteri; Labriformes; Labridae. Gene Ontology annotation, cellular component: neuron projection. The transcript is spliced from 3 exons. Bases 84 to 446 code for a protein of 120 amino acids. The record is from RefSeq and is a predicted model, not a curated record. Gene Ontology annotation, biological process: neuropeptide signaling pathway; positive regulation of hormone secretion. Gene Ontology annotation, molecular function: neuropeptide hormone activity; neuromedin B receptor binding.